UUCUUGAUAGCUGCAGCAGCCUUGUUGACUCACAGGAGCCGUGUUCAUGCAAGAGCCAGCAAGGAGCAGUAAUUUUCAGAGAUUUUAACAGCACACCUCCUGCCAUGUAUUUCACAUUCUAGCUUGCUGGGGCUGAAGCUGUAUGAAAGAAAGUUUUAUGUUUUGAAGAGAUUGCAAAAGAUAGUUCCUCCUCUCAUCCUGGAAAAUCCUGACAGACCAGUUGGAUACCUUUCAGGCCUUAACCAAGAACUUUAUCUUCUCAUCCCACUGUCUUUUUUACAGUAGAAAGACCCGAGACACCCUUAAGAACUGAGAAUCUGACUAAUUUAAACAGAUGGCUAAUCCCAGUGCUGUGUGCAAUGGACAUCUACAUCAUCAUCAUCAUCAGAAACAGAAUAACCUCUUAAAAAGUGGAAUAUCUAAGAAAAAUGGAAUCAUUAAAGGAACGAAGAAGAAUGGAGUGUCAAAUGGAACCCUCUACAAAAAAACAUUUAUUGAGCACUUUGAACAGGCACCAAUGUAUGUUGCAGUUUUCACUUUCGUGGGCUUUGCAGUGGGAACAAUAUUUGGCUACCUGCGAGAUUUUAUGAGAGCCUGGGGACUAGAAAAACGUAACAUUGCUGCGGAGAGAGAACAACAAAAAGAUUUUGUGCCACUUUAUCAAGAUUUUGAGAACUUUUACACCAGGAACCUCUAUUUGAGAAUACGGGACAACUGGAACCGUCCCAUUUGCAGCGUCCCUGGGCCACAGUUUGACCUCAUGGAACGUGUUACAGAUGAUUACAACUGGACAUUUAGGUUUACAGGGAGGACUAUCAAGAAUGUAAUCAAUAUGGGUUCUUAUAACUACCUCGGCUUUGCAGAAACAGAUGUUAAUGCUUUGAAAACUGUGACCAUAGAGUUAGAAAAAUAUGGGACAGGAGUCUGCAGUACCAGGCAAGAGAUGGGCACCUUAGACAAACAUGUAGAACUAGAGAAUCUCGUGGCCAAGUUCCUUGGUGUGGAAGAUGCUAUGGUGUUUGGCAUGGGCUUUGCAACUAACUCAAUGAAUAUUCCAGCCCUUGUUGGAAAGGGCUGCCUCAUUUUAAGUGAUGAGUUGAACCACACUUCUCUCGUUCUCGGUGCGAGGCUUUCAGGUGCCACUAUUAGAAUCUUCAAGCAUAACAAUAUGCAGAGCCUCGAGAAGCUGCUGAGAGAUGCAAUAAUAUAUGGACAGCCUCGCACCCACAGAGCAUGGAGAAAAAUUAUCAUCCUGGUGGAGGGCAUUUACAGCAUGGAAGGGUCCAUCGUGCGCCUGCCAGAGAUAGUCUCCCUGAAGAACAAAUACAAAGCUUACCUCUACUUGGACGAAGCUCACAGCAUUGGUGCAGUGGGAGCAACGGGCCGAGGAGUUGUGGAAUAUUUCGGGAUGAGCCCCAAUGAUGUUGACGUAUUAAUGGGAACGUUCACAAAGAGCUUUGGCGCAGCUGGAGGAUACAUAGCUGGCAAAAAGGACCUUGUGGACUUUUUACGAACUCAUUCUCAUAGUGCUGUGUACGCCACAUCCAUGUGUCCCCCCGUAGCAGAGCAAAUCAUCAGGGCAAUGAGAUGUCUCAUGGGACUGGACGGGACAACACAAGGGCUCCAAAGAGUGCGUCAGCUGGAGAAGAACACAAGGUACUUCAGACGAAAACUGCAUGAAAUGGGCUUCAUCAUUUAUGGCAAUGAUGAUUCUCCUGUUGUUCCCUUGCUCCUUUAUAUGCCUGGUAAGAUAGGGGCUUUUGCAAGACGCAUGUUAGAGAAAAACAUCGGGGUGGUGGUGGUUGGGUUUCCAGCUACUCCCAUCACAGAAUCCAGGGCUCGCUUUUGCGUGUCAGCUGCACAUACACGGGAGAUGUUGGACACGGUUUUGAACGCUCUGGAUGAAUUGGGUGAUUUUCUACAUCUGAAAUAUUCCCGGUAUUCCAAGUCAUCUCAUCCUGAACUGUAUGAAGAAUCUAGGCUUGAACUUGAAGAUUAAGUUUUCCACCCAUUAAAAGAACACUAUGAUGCUAUGAAAGGGUGGAAAACCUGAAAACUAAACAAAUGCAUUUCUUCCCUUCUAAGGACAAUUUUUAUUUCUCAGUUAAUUGAAAGGAGGGGAAGCUCAGGUGUUGCAUCAUGUUGUAUCAAACUUCUGUAUUCAAGAGACUGAAAUAUUGAUACAGAUUUGCCUCCCCAGGAGAUCUGUCCUUCUUAAGGUAUUUUUGAUGCAGAAUGAAUGCAUCCAUUGAUCCAGAUGCUAACAUAGAGCUUUUGAUAUGGCCCUUUUUUAUGAAGAGGCUUCAGAUAGUCUUAAUUGUGACUGAAAUAAUAAAGUUUAAAAAGUUAAUAGAUUCCAGUGUAAUAUAGCUGAGCUUCAUCAGUGAAACUGAUCUGUUAAAGAGCAUAAAUCGAGACGCCGGUGUGGACUGCUACAAAGGAAUGAGCAGAAAGUGACUUCUUUGACUAAGUUGCACUAUCAUGCAUUUCUCCAAGGACAGAAAGUGUUAGAAAAAGGGUAAUGCUGAGAACAAGAAAAGUAGCCUGAUGAGAUCAUGUAUUUCUGACAGCAGGUUAUGGGAAAGGGAAAAUUCCUCCUCUCCACAGACCUUUUCUCAGUCACCUAAAUGCACUGUAAACUUUGAAUCGUACAAAAAUUUGGGCUUAAACAUAAACAGAAAUGCUUUUCUGCCAAACUCGUUUGACCUACAACCUAUCACAUCUUAUCACUACCUAAGUUCUUCAGCAGGCUUGCUCCCUUUUUGUGGGGCAGUAGUAAAUAAAUUUAAUAAACAUUUAACUUUCCCAUAAAAACCUUGAUCAAAACAGUCAGAUACUUGCAGUUCACAAACUGCAGAUGACAUUUAUGGGCUCAUUCCUGAGUUUCUUGAACUACUUAUGGGCCUCAUAAAUUGACUAACAAGUACAUAAUGCUGAAGCUGUUAGUUAUGCAGAAUGUGAAGUUCAGGAUACCAUAAGCAGUUCUGCCACCUGCUAAACAGAAAACUCCACCAUUUCUAUACAUGCUACAGUCAUCCAUGAAAUAACAUUUCUUGAAAUAUUUUUGUCUGUUUUAUGCAUGUCAGGAGUUGUUCUCUCCAGGUUUGAGUUUUUUUUUUUUUGAGUCGUUUGUUUUUAAAAUAAUUAUUGUAUCUUCUGAAGAGGAAGAUGCCCUUGUCCCCUUGUCCACUGCCUGAGUGACAAAUGCUCAAGGCUACCUGAAGGAAUUGUUCCAGCCAGCAGCUUCCCUGCAAUGCCAGCAGCCACAGGCAUCAGGCUUGUGUGGGCUGAGUUGCUGGAAGGAGAUUGGAGGCUUUUUCCUCUUUUUUUUUUUUUUUGGUUUUCCCCAGCAUUGAAAAGCAGUUCUGCAGCUUUAAGAAUGAGCUCCAAACAAUUCCACGCUAUCAAAUGUCAUUGUAAACACAUCAGAUGAGAGAUGUUUAGCUUUCUGUUGCACAGAUGUACCACACUUUCAUGUUCUCUUGAAAGCUGUGGUGUAAACUUAACCCACAGCUGCAAUAUUAGAUUUAAGAACAGAACAAUUAAAUUGUGGAGUACCAAUUACACUAUAUUAGUCCCUGCUUGUUAAAGCAGCUUUCAGGAUAUAACAAGGCUGACUGAUUAUGAGGGCCCAUUUUUUGUUGGAUUUUUGUUGUUGUUGUUCUUGUGCAAGUUAAUAAAAAUCCAGUGGUGCUAUAA
Molecule: messenger RNA, 3699 nt
Organism: Haemorhous mexicanus (house finch)
Lineage: Eukaryota; Metazoa; Chordata; Aves; Passeriformes; Fringillidae
Gene: SPTLC3
Product: serine palmitoyltransferase long chain base subunit 3
Exons: 12
Coding region: 335-1999 (554 amino acids)
Biological process (GO): ceramide biosynthetic process; sphingosine biosynthetic process
Cellular component (GO): serine palmitoyltransferase complex
Molecular function (GO): serine C-palmitoyltransferase activity; pyridoxal phosphate binding
Source: RefSeq, a predicted model, not a curated record